GUCAGAGCAGCAAUCAGUUAUCAAGUGCAGAUGAUGUUUGCUAUAAGGAUGUUACGCCAAUCGUUGAUAAGUAUUCCAUUCAACGGUAGAAAUUCAAGAAUUAGAAUUUGUCUGAACAUUCGAUCGAAUGUCAAUGUCACAUUUGAUCGAAUGAAUGAAACAGAAAGAUCGUAG
Loa loa (African eye worm) is the source of this 174-nucleotide messenger RNA. RefSeq lists its product as hypothetical. The record is from RefSeq and is a predicted model, not a curated record. Lineage: Eukaryota; Metazoa; Nematoda; Chromadorea; Rhabditida; Onchocercidae. The transcript has a single exon. The annotation marks the transcript as partial.